AUGACCCGAACCCAUCGAUGCCACCUAGCUCAACUAGCCUCAGGUCUUUAGUUGCGCACUUCUACGCUUCUCGUUCUUCUAUGCACAUCACACGUGCAUCACAACUAAACAUCACACAACUGAUACUAAUAACAAGAUCUACAAACCGAAAAAUCUGACCUCAGGAUUUCAAUAGAUCGAUCGAUCGCUCGAAGGCGUAUGUGAAUUGCGAGAGAGGACGAAGAUGGCGUUUAUGGCGGUUUUGGAGUCAGAUCUACGUGCUCUCUCCGCCGAAGCUCGCCGUAGGUAUCCCGCCAUUAAAGACGGAGCUGAACACGCGAUUUUGAAGCUCCGGUCGUUGUCAAGUUCUAGUGAGAUUGCGCAACAUGAUGAUAUAUUGAGGAUUUUUUUGAUGGCAUGUCAAGUUAAGACGAUCAAACUGAGUGUCAUUGGUCUAUCGUGUUUGCAAAAGCUCAUAGCACAUGAUGCGGUAGCCUCAUCAGCCUUAAAUGAGAUCCUUGUCACCCUUAAAGAUCAUGGUGAGAUGGCAGAUGAAGGGGUUCAACUUAAGACUCUUCAAACAGUACUCAUAAUUUUCCAAUCCCGCCUACAACCUGAUAGUGAGGAGCAUACUGCCCAAGCUCUUGGUAUCUGUCUUCGACUUCUUGAGAACAACAAAUCCUCUGACAGUGUACGAAAUACUGCUGCAGCGACUUUUAGACAAGCAGUGGCAUUAAUAUUUGACCAUGUCCUUUCUUCUGAGGCGCUUCCAGCGGGAAAACUUGUUCAUGGAGGAUACGUUUCGCGAAGUGCUUCAGUUACCUCUGAUGUUAAUCAUAGCAUCAACAAUUCGAAGUCUUUGGAGGAAGAAUUUGCCUCUUUAGGAAAAUUAAAAAUGCGGGAGACCCCUACAAAAGCUGGAAAACUUGGGCUACGGUUGCUUGAGGACCUGACAGCUCUUGCUGCAGGUGGAUCUGCCAGCUGGUUACGUGUUGGUUCCAUACAACGGACCUUUGCACUUGAUAUACUUGAAUUUAUUCUGUCUAAUUAUGUAGCUGUGUUUAGAACUCUGCUACCCUAUGAGCAGGUUUUACGUCACCAGAUUUGUUCACUUUUAAUGACUUCACUUCGUACCAAUUCUGAGACUGAGGGAGAAACUGGAGAACCUUAUUUUCGCCGCCUUGUCUUGCGGUCAGUGGCCCAUAUAAUUAGGCAUUAUAGUUCAUCCCUCAUCACUGAAUCUGAGGUAUUUCUCAGCAUGUUAGUGAGGGCCACGUCGCUUGAUUUGCCGUUGUGGCACCGCAUUCUUGUACUUGAAAUCUUGAGGGGUUUCUGUGUGGAAGCACAUACUCUGAGAAUUUUGUUUCAGAACUUUGACAUGAACCCAAAGAAUACAAAUGUAGUAGAGGGUAUGAUAAAAGCUCUUGCUCGGGUGGUUUCGAGUGUGCAGUUUCAGGACACAAGUGAGGAGAGCUUGGCAGCUGUUGCGGGGAUGUUUACAAGUAAAGCCAAAGGAAUUGAAUGGAGUUUAGAUAAUGAUGCAUCAAAUGCUGCUGUGUUGGUUGCGAGUGAAGCCCAUGCGGUAACUUUGGCUAUUGAAGGCCUGCUUGGAGUUGUUUUCACUGUGGCAACCUUGACAGAUGAAGCAGUGGAUGUUGGUGAGCUUGAGUCCCCAAGAUGUGAUUCAGAUCCACCUGCAAAAGUAAUUGGAAAAACUGCAGUUCUAUGCACAACAAUGGUUGAUUCAGUGUGGUUGACUAUCCUUGAUGCACUAUCCUUGAUUUUGACCAAAUCACAAGGUGAAGCUAUAGUGUUGGAGAUAUUGAAGGGUUAUCAAGCAUUCACACAGGCAUGCGGUGUUCUUCGGGCUGUAGAACCUUUGAAUUCAUUUCUUGCAUCACUUUGCAAAUUCACCAUAAGUUCAUCAAAUGAACCUGAUAGGAAAAGCCGUACUUUACAAUCUCCGGGGUCAAAGCGGACAGAACUAGUGGUGGAACAAAGGGAUGUCGUUGUUCUAACACUUAAAAAUUUUCAGGCCCUCAGGACUCUCUUCAACAUAACUCAUCGUUUAUACAAUGUUCUGGGACCUUCGUGGGUGUUGGUUUUGGAGACUCUAGCAGCACUUGAUAGAGCAAUUAAUUCUCCACAUGCAACAACCCAGGAGGUAUCUGCAGCUGUCUCAAAGCUUACUAGAGAACCAUCUGGCCAGUACAGUGACUUCAGCAUUCUGUCAACAUUGAAUUCUCAGUUGUUUGAGAGCUCUGGACUCAUGAAUAUAUCAGCAGUGAGGUCACUUCUUUCUGCGCUCCGCCAGUUGUCAUAUCAAUCAAUGGCUGGAACGUUAAGUGGCAUUUCGCAAACAUCAAGUCAGAAAACAGGAAGCAUUAGUUUCGCAGUAGAGAGAAUGAUAUCCAUUUUAGUCAAUAAUCUUCACAGGAUUCAGCCAUUGUGGGAUGAAGUUGUUGGACAUUUUAUUGAGCUUGCUAAUAGCCCUAACCACCACUUGCGAGCAAUGGCACUUAAUGCUUUGGAUCAAUCAAUUUCUGCUGUUUUAGGUUCAGAUAAGUUUGAGGAGAAUGCACUAUCAAGACACCAUGGUAUCAAAACAGAAAUGAAGGCACUUGAAAUUUCUAUCAUAUCUCCGCUACAUAUACUUUAUGAUUCAUGUCCGAAUAGUGAUGUUAAUGCUGGAUCUUUAAAAAUCCUCCUGCAUGUUUUAGAGAGGCAUGGAGAUAAGCUGUUUUAUAGCUGGCCAAAUAUCCUUGAAAUGCUAAGAUCAGUUGCUGGGUCAUCUGAAAAGGAUAUAGUCACUCUUGGAUUCCAGAGCCUACGAGUCAUUAUGAAUGAUGGGCUAUCAACUGUACCCUCAGAAUUUCUUCAUGUAUGUAUAGAUGUUACCGGUGCAUAUAGUUCUCAGAAGACUGAAUUGAAUAUUAGCUUAACAGCAAUUGGCCUGCUUUGGACUUCGACUGACUUUAUCGCCAAGGGUCUGUUGGAGGGUCCUAUAGAGGAUAAUGGCAAAGAAACAUCAGAAUACAUGAAUGGUGAAAAGAUAGAACAGACUGAGAACAGUGUUAAAAAGGUUAAUCAACAAGAUUCCUUGAUUUCAGUAGCCGAACAUGAUAAAUUGCUGUUUUCCGUUUUUUCGUUACUCCAAAAUCUGGGAGCUGAUGAAAGACCUGAGGUAAGGAAUUCAGCUGUGCGGACACUUUUUCAAACCCUAGGAAGCCAUGGGCAAAAGCUUUCAAAGAGCAUGUGGGAGGAUUGUCUCUGGAAUUAUGUUUUCACAACUUUAGAUCGUGCUUCUCACAUGGCUGCCACAUCUUCCAAAGACGAAUGGCAUGGGAAAGAACUUGGUGUUCAUGGUGGAAAAACUGUUCAUAUGCUCAUACAUCAUAGUCGGAACACAGCUCAGAAACAAUGGGACGAAACACUUGUGCUUGUAUUUGGAGGGAUUGCUCGUAUUCUGCGUACUUUCUUCCCACUACUAAGAAGUAUAACCAAUUUUUGGUCUGGAUGGGAAUCUUUGCUUCGGUCUGUAAAGAACAGUAUUGCAAAUGGUAGUAAAGAAGUUGCCCUUGCUGCCGUAGGUUGUUUGCAGUCAACAGUCCUCUCUCAUUCACCCAAGGGAAAUCUGCCAAUGCCAUAUCUAAAAUCUGUUCUUGAUGUUUAUGAUAUUGUUCUCCGCAAUCCAACUGCAUGUGGUGAAAUGGCAACAAACAAGGUGAAGCAGGAGAUAAUCCAUGGGCUAGGAGAAGUUUAUGUGCAUGCACAAGGAAUGUUUGAAAGUAGCAUGUACGCACAGUUGCUUUCUAUCAUUGAUUCUGCAAUCAAAGAAGCAAAGACCACUCAAAAUAAUUUUGAAGCCGAAUUUGGACAUGUUCCGCCAAUUCAGCGUGUAGUGCUGGAAGUCUUUCCACAGUUACGUCCGCCUCAUCAUCUUCCUUUAUUGUGGGCAGUCUUCUUCCAGAAGCUUUUGCGUUAUCUUCCAAAUUCCGAUUCUUCUGAUCAGAAUGAAGGAGAUGAUACAAAGCCUGUGGAAUCAAAAGGCUACACUUCUGAUUCUAAUGGGACUACUACUUCUGGUCAAGUAGAAGUAGAAUCUUUGUCUACAAUCUCUGAUUCAAGAAAAUCUUCAGCCGUGACCAUUACAAGUGAUUUGUUUGCUGAAAAGCUUGUUCCUGUGCUGGUAGAUAUGUUCUUACAGGCUCCAGCAACUGAGAAGUUUAUCAUCUUUCCUUACAUUAUUCAAGGUCUUGGAAGGUGCAUGAUAACAAGAAGAGAAAAUCCUGAUGGUGGACUUUGGGGGCUAGCUGUUAAAAGCUUCAACCAAUUGCUAGUUGAUGACAUCAACAGUUUUGCAAAUGGGUCAAGGCCUGAUGUAAGCAACAGCAACAAGCCCGCAAGAAUUCGUUUAUGGAAAGAAGUUGCUGAUGUGUACGAAAUAUUCCUGGUAGGGUAUUGUGGACGUGCCCUUCCUUCCAGUUCACUUGCUGCAAUAUCCAAGGAGGACGAUGAAUCCCUUGAAAUGGAGCUUUUAGAUGUUCUUGGGGAUAAAAUUCUCUUGUCAGACAUUGAUGCUUCUCCUGAUAUAUUGGAACGGUUGAUAAUAACCCUUGACCGAUGUGCUUCUCGUACAUGUUCAUUGCCUGUUGAAACAGUUGAACUUGUGCCUCCCCACUGUAGCAGAUUCUCUCUCACUUGCUUGCACAAGUUGUUUUCCUUGAGCUGUUACAAUGAAUCAAACAACUGGAAUCCGACUCGAAGCCAAGUAAGCAAAAUAUCUGUGAUGAUACUUAUGGCAAGAUGCGAAUACAUACUAAAAAAGUAUUUAACUGACGAAAAGGAAUUAGGUGAACGUUCAUUCCCGCCUGCAAGAAUCCAAGAGACUGCUUUUGUACUACAAGAGAUGGCACGUGUUGUCUUGCAUCCGGAAACAGCUUCAGUACUUCCGUUACAUCCUUUUUUGAAGGGUGGUGGUCAAUUAGAGGAGAAUACCGGUCAACGCGCACAUUUAUUUGUCCUUUUCUCACCCUUAUGUGAGCUUGUUAAGUCCAGGAAUUCUCGAGUUAGAGAUCUGGUGCAUACUUUACUUAGGCUUGUCAGUACCGAGCUCGGAGUACAUAAAAUAUGUUUAACAAAUUAAACGCGUUCUGUAAUAUUUGCCAAACAAUCAUAUUGGUUAAGAUGGAGUUUGUACAAGUGUUGGUGAAAGUUUUGAUCUUGAUUUUUUUUUGUAUUUAGAAUUUCAGUUUUCAGAGUGUAUUUGUAAUUUGUGGAUAAGGAAAUGUAGCUUUGAUAUGAUUCAAACAAUUAAAAUUUUAGAUGUUUUUCUUCA
Helianthus annuus (common sunflower) is the source of this 5317-nucleotide messenger RNA. Its product is annotated as protein MON2 homolog. The transcript has 44 exons. The record is from RefSeq and is a predicted model, not a curated record. Bases 224 to 5125 code for a protein of 1633 amino acids. NCBI's taxonomy places the organism in Eukaryota, Viridiplantae, Streptophyta, Magnoliopsida, Asterales, Asteraceae.